AUGGAAAAGCCUGCAUCUACCACCUACCACGAGGAAAUCAUUGGAGAAAACAACAAGACUGCUCAAGCAGUCACUGCUGACAAUAUCAAUGAGCACCAGCUUACUUUGGGACAAGUCUUCAAGAAGCACCCCGCCCUUGUUGGAUGGUCCUUUUUCUGGUCGAUGUGUGCUGUCGGAUGGGGGUUUGAUGCUCAAAUCAAUGGAGCCAUGAUUUCCGUUGCCUCCUUUCGAAAAGAUUUCGGAUACGUUCUCGACGGUGAAGCAAUAUUGCCAGCCAGCUGGCAGACUGCCUUCAACAUGAUCAGCUCGGUCGGCAUGCUAUUCGGUGGCUUUGCAUGCAGUACACUUGCGGACAAAUGGGGUCGCCGUAUAGCACUGGUGUGUGGUGUUAUCCUGUGUACUGGAGGUGCCUUUGGAGAGAUGUUUUCCCCAAACAAGGGCGCCUUUCUCGCAUCGAAGCUCAUUCUUGGUGUUGGACUUGGAUUCUAUCUCACCAUUGGACCACUUGUUUGUGGUGAGAUUGCUCCCGUCGUCCUUCGAGGCAUCUCAACGGCCGGAAUCAAUCUCGGAAUAGCUAUCGGACAGCUUCUCUCGAACGCUGUCGUAAAGGCGUUUGGUGAAAGGACUGACCGCUGGGCAUAUGCUGCACCCUUUGCUAUCCAGCUGUUUUUCUGUCUCUUCCUCAUAUGCGGGUUGCCUUUCGCGCCAGAAUCGCCAUGGUACCUAGCCAGAAAAGGAAAAGACACCGAGGCCCUCCGUGCGUUACAGACACUCUGGGGCAAGGAUACCAAUGUGGAGUACAAACUUGCAGCACUUAAAACCACAAUCUCAGAAGAGGAAGACCAGAAAGAGUCUAGGCUCCUCGAUUGCUUCCGAGGCACCAAUUUGCUUCGGAGUUGCAUCUCAACUGGUGUUUUUGCUUGCCAACAUUUCGUUGGCAUCGUUUUCGUACUCGGUUUCUCGACAUACUUCUUCCAACUUGCUGGUUUAGACACCAGUCGAUCUUUUGAUCUCGGUGUUGGCGUUACAGCUUGCGGUGUAGCAGGCAACAUUACCAGCUGGUUCGUGGUCAAUACGUAUGGUCGACGUAAAGUGUUCAUUGGUGGCAUGUCUGCACUCACUACCCUUUUACUGUUGAUUGGAAUCAUGGACGUUAUUCCAACCGGCCCUUCAAAGUGGGUACAGGCUUCUUGUACCGUCAUCUACGCCUUUUUAUACUUUAUGACCAUCGGUGCCAUGGCAUUCGUACUUCUCGGAGAGACGUCGUCGAUGGGACUCCGAGCCCACACUACUGCUCUUGCCACCGCCACUCAAUCAAUUCUUGGAAUUAUUAUGAAUAUCGCCAUUCCAUACAUGGUUAAUCCGGACGAGGGAAAUCUGAAAGGUAAGGUCGGCUUUGUGUUUGGUGGCCUUGCCGCUAUCGCUACUGUUUGUGCAUGGAUCUAUGUCCCAGAACUCAAGGGACGUACAAAUCGUGAGAUUGAUAUGCUUUUUGCAGCUCAUGUUCCCCCAAGGAAGAUGGGCUCGCAUCGUCUUGAUCAGGUGGUUGCGUAA
Bipolaris maydis ATCC 48331 is the source of this 1554-nucleotide messenger RNA. Its product is annotated as general substrate transporter. NCBI's taxonomy places the organism in Eukaryota, Fungi, Ascomycota, Dothideomycetes, Pleosporales, Pleosporaceae. Gene Ontology annotation, cellular component: membrane. Gene Ontology annotation, biological process: carbohydrate transport; transmembrane transport. The record is from RefSeq and is a predicted model, not a curated record. Gene Ontology annotation, molecular function: carbohydrate:proton symporter activity.